Molecule: messenger RNA, 426 nt
Organism: Pleurotus ostreatus (oyster mushroom)
Lineage: Eukaryota; Fungi; Basidiomycota; Agaricomycetes; Agaricales; Pleurotaceae
Product: histone H2A
Exons: 5
Coding region: 1-426 (141 amino acids)
Cellular component (GO): nucleosome
Molecular function (GO): protein heterodimerization activity; structural constituent of chromatin; DNA binding
Source: RefSeq, a predicted model, not a curated record
AUGUCUGGAAAAGGGAAAGCUGGCAAAUCAUCGUCUGGAAAGACUGGAAGUGGCGAUGCUAAGUCACAAUCGCGUUCUGCCAAGGCUGGAUUGCAGUUCCCAGUUGGACGUGUCCAUAGGCUGUUGAAGAAGGGGAACUACGCCAAGCGCGUUGGAGCUGGCGCCCCAGUUUAUCUCGCCGCAGUCCUUGAAUAUCUUGCCGCCGAGAUCCUCGAGCUUGCCGGAAAUGCCGCCCGAGACAACAAGAAACAACGUAUUGUUCCAAGGCAUCUCCAGCUAGCCAUUAGGAACGAUGAGGAGUUAAACAAGCUUCUCGGACACGUUAUCAUCAGCCAGGGCGGCGUUGUGCCCUUCAUCAACCCCGAACUUCUGCCAACCAAGUCUGCGAAAGGAAAGCGAGAGAGUGGUGCUUCGCAAGAAGUCUGA